This is a messenger RNA of Vicia villosa (hairy vetch), 1758 nucleotides long. Its product is annotated as MADS-box protein SOC1-like. Gene Ontology annotation, molecular function: protein dimerization activity; RNA polymerase II cis-regulatory region sequence-specific DNA binding; DNA-binding transcription factor activity, RNA polymerase II-specific. The transcript is spliced from 9 exons. Bases 313 to 996 code for a protein of 227 amino acids. Gene Ontology annotation, biological process: positive regulation of transcription by RNA polymerase II. The record is from RefSeq and is a predicted model, not a curated record. Gene Ontology annotation, cellular component: nucleus. NCBI's taxonomy places the organism in Eukaryota, Viridiplantae, Streptophyta, Magnoliopsida, Fabales, Fabaceae.
GUGUAUUUUCUUUCUCUCUCAGCUCAAAAAGAAAGUCAAAUACAAAUCCAACCCUUUUCUUCUAAACUUACCUCAAUUAUCUAUCACUACUUUUAGGGAUGCAUAGUUUCAACUUUCUUUUGAUUCCUUGGCUAUUAUUUAUUUUUACUCUUCUUUUCCUUUUUUAGACUCAACCCUUUAUUUCUAUCUCUUCUCUUCUUCAUUUUCUCAAUAUUUGGUGCAAAUCUGUUUCCUUUUGAAGUUUCUUUUCUUUCUGUAAACUUCCCACUUUUCUGUUUCUUCCAGCCUUAAGAAUUUAGUUAUAUUGCAAAGAUGGUGAGAGGAAAGACUCAGAUGAAGCGUAUAGAGAACCCAACAAGUAGGCAAGUAACAUUCUCAAAGAGAAGAAAUGGUUUGAUGAAGAAAGCUUUUGAGUUAUCCAUUUUGUGUGAUGCUGAAGUUGCUCUUAUUGUUUUUUCAACAAGAGGGAGACUCUAUGAAUUUGCAAGUUCAAGCAUUCUAGAAACAAUAGAACGAUACCGCGGUCAUAACCGGAUUAAUAAUGCUCCAACAACAUCUGAUUCUGUUGAAAAUACUCAGCAUUUGAUGGAAGAAGCAGAAAACAUGAUGAAACGGAUUGAUCUUCUUGAGACUUCAAAACGGAAACUCUUAGGAGAAGAUUUAGGGACUUGUUCAAUUAAUGAACUACAAAAGAUAGAGCAACAGUUGGAGAAGAGUAUAACCAAAAUUCGAGCAAAAAAGACUCAAGUCUACAAGGAACAAAUAGAUCAGCUAAAAGAAAAGGAAAAAGCCCUAGCUGCUGAAAAUUUCAUGCUCUCUCAGAAGUAUGAUAGUUAUUCAUCACAGCGUGCAAAAAAAGAUGGCAUAGAAAAUAUAGCUGAGGCUGAACCUUUUGCAGAUCAAAGUAGUCCAAGUUCAGAUGUUGAAACCGAAUUAUUCAUCGGUCUUCCAGAAUCAAGAACAAGGCGGAUUUCACCAAAUUUGAGGACUAAUUAAUCCCUCUGACUAUGCAAAAGAUAAUAAAAUUUAUUAGUCAUUUUGAUUUUUUGUUAAAACUGAAACAACUAUACAUAUGAAAAAGUAAUUCUAUGAGUACAAUAAAUUAAAAAAGAUAGAGAGCAUUAAGACUUUAUUAAUAAUCUAAAAUAGCAUAAAAUUAGAGAUAAAUAUAUUUUGUUAGAAUGAUAUAAAGUUUAAUAACGAUGAAGUAAUAGUCUCAAACAUAUGCUCUAAAUGAUUACGUUGUACUGAUGCACAUAGAUUAGAAGUAAGCACUUCCACUUUAUAAGGAUGAAUUUCUUUAAUGUCGGAAAAAAAAUCCUCUUCUGGUUGCUAUUUUUACACCUCAACUGCAGCCCAAGGAAUCUUGUGGUAAUAGAUAUUAGAUGUGUAAUUCAGUUUUUAGAAGUUAAAAGUUAGUUAUGCAUGGAGUUACUAUUAGUUAUUAGUUAUGUAUGUGGCUAUUAACUAGAAGUUAGUUAGUAGUAUGAUUCUAUAUAAAGGUUAUAACACAUGCUUGUAACAUAAUAAAUUUCAUUUCAAUAAUAUUUCUCUUCUCAAUUUAUUUUUAUUCUUUUUUAUUUUUCUCAAUUUGCAAAUAACCAGUAAUUCAAAUUAUCCAAAAAAUUGAUAUCUAGAGUACUGGUUCGAUCUUUUUCAUCCAUGGUAAAUUGGAGUACAAUCGCCAAUCAGUUCCCAGUCAAUCUACCAAUUUUCAAGGGAGUGUUAAAACUUAACUUGUAUCACAAAUUUUAGUCU